UUUUGAAUUCCUGUCGCGGUUUACAAACAAGAUUAUCAGGAUUGUUGUACUUGUAUAGUAAAUUGUAGAAACAAACAACAGAAGAUUUGGUAGAUGAACGAUCUGCUUUUGUAGAUAUUCCAUUUACUCUAUUCUGGGAGCAAAUUUGUAACAAAAUGCAUGUUAAAGAUUUAGAAACACUCAAAUAUCCAGAGUUGCAGAAACUGGCAAAGAGUGUCGGUAUCAAGGCUAACCAAAAGGUAAUUUUAAAAGUAAAAGUUAGUUACUAAUUUUAACUACUAUGUAAUGUAAUGUAAGGAUUCUCUCACUCUUCUUAAACUUAAAGCCUUCCAUUAGGCUUACCCGGUAUUAAGUUAACUAGAACACUUAGACUUGGUUUAACUUUCACAUUCUCCAAUUGAACGUCAUAGGUUACUUACUAUUGAUACUAUUAUUUACUGUUUGAGUAACAGUAAAGUGAAAGUGGUGUUACUGUUGUUAUUAACGAAGUGGCUUGCCGGAGAUCAGUGAGAGGUUGGGUUUGUAAGACUAAAUCUGGUAUCAAAUGAAAUAUAAUUUUAUGUUUGUAAACUCACUUCUUCAGUUUAACUAAAAUAAACUACCCCAAAUAAAUUCUAAAUGCUAUUCUGAUUCUGAUGUCAUUUGUCACUUGGACUUGUCCUGACCACCCAGUGAAAUUUAAACAAAAUAAUAUUAAUUUUAAAAAAGCAAUAAAAAAACAAUUGAAGAUUGAAGACCUUAUCUUAUCUAAGAUUGCUAAAAGAUGUGUAGGGUGUAGGGCUUGCGCCUUGAUUUAAAUGCUGUAGGAAUCACUGCUGUUAUUUUUUACACAAAUAACUAUUUGGUUCUUUUAAUUAAUUUUUUACAACACCACACCAAACUUGAGUUUUGUAUCUUUAUUAUUAACAUUUAAUUUUAAUGAGUAGCCUAAUUAUUAUGUAUUUUUUUAAGCACAAUUUAUUGAAUCUGUAUUAUAUAGGAAACAAUAGUAUCUUAUGAUGUCUUAUGCCUAUGCUUAAAAUAUAAUUAUUUAAAACAGAAACUGUUAUUCUAAAGUAUAUUUUAUCCUUAAAUUUAUUAAUGCAUAAUAAUGAAAUAUCCUGUAAAUAUGACAUUGUUAUAGUGAGAAAAAAAGUAAGAAAAAGCGGGAAAGUGAUGAGCUGAAAAAUGGGUGACAAAUGCGGAGAAAAAGUCAAUGUUAAAAAAUUGGCUGGAAGUGCACACUAAAAAAAUUCAUAACUAUUGAACCACUUGAGCUAGAAAGUUUAUCUUGGUGGUUUUUUAAUUUUGUAAAUGAUUCAAUUAGCACCAUUCAACUACAUUGCAUUUAUAUUUUUAGAAUUUAAAAAAAAAAAUUCAGAAGUACCUAUUCACAUUUAUACAAAUAGUUAGGCCUAUUUAAGCCCUAUUUAAGCCCUUACUAAUCGUUUGUCAAUAAUAAUUUAUUAACCAGGUCACAGAUUGACUAAAUUUCCAUCCAAGUAUAGUUGCCAGUCAUUUAUUAGUGUAAAGUGUAGCCUAUAUUUAAGUCACUUGAAUUGUUCAUUUAAGAAAGUGAUGAUUACUCUACUUGGUGAAAGUACCCUGACAUAAGAUCUUUCAGAUGUUCAAUGUUCUUAAUUUUACCCUUUCCUUUUUUACUCCUAAGAUUGACAAACUUAUCAAAGCACUUAAAGACCACUUUAUUGAGACAGAAAAUGAAGAAGACACAUUGAAAUCUCCAUUUAAAGUAAGGAAAAUACAUUUGAUCUUGUUUUAGGAAUUUUGAUGGGAAUAAAUAUUAAUGAAAACUGUUCAGUUUAUAUUCCUCAAGGCCUCUACACAGUCUUACCAUAGCUAAUUAAAUGAGUUCCAUUCUUAUAUCUCACAAAUGACUGUACCAGUUUUGAUUAAAAAUUAACAUUAGUCAUGAUAUAAAUCCUAUAAUCAAAGAACUGAAAAUCCAAAACGUUUUUAUUUAGAAAAAUAAAUAAAAAGGUCUACUUUUGAGGGUAAUAUAGGAAAUUAUAGAUUGUUUCAUGGAGGAGGUUAACUAUGGGUGUGAUUUUUCUUUGAAGAGUGAAAUAUUUCAAUUAUUAUUUUUAAAGUAGCCCAAGUCUGGAAUUCAUUUAAAUUUCCUUAUACAGCCCACUGUACAAUUAUUACAGAGCAGUAAGACAAAUGGAAAUGGGGCAACACCGGCGAAACAGAAUCUGCAUCCUCACAUCACAGCAACUCAGUCACCAAAACUAUUCAGUCCCAUAGCUAAAAGGAUAAUUAAACCGCGGAGUAAAGGUAUGAACUUAAUAUUUUUAAAAUUAGUAUUUAUCAAGAUUGUACUGGACCAAUGUGUUUUCAAGUUAAAUGUAAUUAUUUCAUCUCUCUUAACCAUAAAAGUUAUUUAUUAUAAGAACGUGUAUUUCUUUGAACAUUUUUGUUUUUGUUUUUGAAAAGCACAACCAUGUACCUCACAGCUGGCCAAAUCAGUCACUAAUGUUGCUGAGACUUAUCAAACACCAAAAACAUCUGCACCCAGUACUCCAGACAGGAAACUGAUAAAAAAACGAAGAAGAACUUUUGAGCUUGAGACACCAACCCUCAGCCCAAAAAGUACACCGAAUUCUGAUGAUCAGCCUGACAAAAGGAUUAAAACCCAGGCAGAACCUGCCCAAUUGACUAAACAGGAUGAGCCAUCAAAGAAGCGCAUUAGGAGAAAUACUUUUGAUAAGGAGAGUCCCUCUCAAGCUGCCACUGAAAAUGGUAUUAAAAUAUUCUGCAUUUAAUAUUUUGAAGUGAUUUGUAAAUCAUUAAUUAUUUGGAAUAAAAUGCCUAUUUUGGAGAUAAUGAUUGGGCGGUGUAUGUACCUAAAGUGUUGCUCAACACAAAAGCCUUAUGUGCUCCUAGCUUUGAGGAACAUGAAUAAAGAUUUUAUAAAAAAAAAUAAAGUGCAGCAUAAUAUUAAGGUCAAUAAGUUUACAAAUAAAAUUCACCGUUAAAUUGAAAGAAAACCAUUUUUAUCCUUUUAUAGAGCUUUGACUCUUCACCCCAAAUUAUUACUUUGACUUGGCUUGUUUUCUUUUAUAUUGUUAUAAUCUUUUGAGUUGGCAGUCAGAAAAUUGAUGAAAGAUUAUUUUUUUAAGUUUCCUAUUUUCUCAGGCAGCUUCAAAUUAAGCUUUAUUUUUACAGUCUCACUUCUAGUUGACUGCUUUCUAUUUAUUUAUACAAACAGACUCACUUCUAGUUGGUUGCUUUCCAAUUAUUUAUAUAGUCUCACUUCUCGUUGGCUGCUUUCCAAAUAUUUAUACAGACAGUCUCACUUCUAGUUGUCUGCUUUCCAUAUAACAGUCUCACCUCUAAUUGGCUGCUUUCCAUUGAAUUAGGUGAUUUAAGUUUUUACUUCAGUAAUAACUCCUCCCCAAAAAUAUUUACCUUUAAUGAGUGACGAGUCCAUUGCACCAAUGCAAGAUUAUAAAUGUAUCAUAACAAUGUAAAAAUCUUAUUGUACUCAUAUGUUUGAAAUUCAGCCCAAACAUAUAAUUUUUCCUUGUGUCAUUUUCUUCUAUAAAAGUCAUAAGUGAUCUUUAAAAAUAGACAUCUGCAAUAACAGUUGACUAGGCCUCAUGCAAAGUGAAAUCUAAACAUUAAUCUCACAAAGUUCUGGUAGUUGAUCUGAAAAGUGAGUUAAUACAGUAGAACCUCGGAUUGCGUUCUGGAAAUGUGCUUCAAAUGCAAAGCACUUUUAUAUCAAAGAAAAUAACCCCAUAAGAAAAAGGAAACUCAUAAUUCAUUCCAUAACCCUAAUAUAUUGAUGUAAAAAUGAUGAAUACAAAAUACAUUAUUAAUAAAAGUAUUCAAAUGGAUUACAUUAAAUCUCAUCGGUGCUGGUGUGAGGGAGAGGAGGUAUGGAGGGAGUUGAAGGAGAGGAUGAUAUCCAUUUUGUAAAUAGACUUUUACUGUCACCAACACAAUCACUGGAAUCUUGUUCCUUCAUUUGCAACUUUAACAAGGAACCUAUACAAUGACACUUGCUUAGCCUUUCUUUUCAACCUUUUUCUUUAUGGGGGGCCAUCAUUGUGGUGCAGUUAAUGGAGAACAGUCACUAUCCUUGGACACUAACAAUAGUAAUCAGUAUUAGCUGACUGUAAGUAAGCGAGCAUGGGAUAUUACCUAUUGGCUCAGAUGUGCUCGUAUUGAAAGACAUAAUAUAUCAAGUAAAAUUGUUUUUAAGAUUUGCUUGUCUUGCAAAAUACUUGCAAACCAAGUUAUUAGUAGUCCGAGUUUUUACCGUAUUUAUAUUAUAUCAGUGAACUGGAUCUGAUUGCAUAAAUGUUAGACAUGUCUGGUUUAUAUGGUCCAUUUUUUCACCAUGGCUCAGAGCUUGUGACAACACGGACCACCAGGUCAUCUGUUAGUCCAAGCACCAAAGCAAUUAUUGAUUCCAUAAAUGCUGAUUUAUCAAGUGCUGAGAGAAAGGCAAUGCUUAUGUCUGCAAUUGACAAAAAAGUUCAGAGAGAAAAAGGUAAUUUAAAAAAACAAACAAAAAAAAAACAACUUUUUCCUUACACAUUGUCCCACCAUAAUCCAAGCAGCAAAAAAUAUCAAGUAAUGUACUGGUAUCUAAUUAUCAGAUGCAUAGCGCAAUCAUUUUAACAAAUAGGAUUUAAUGGACAUUUAAGUUAUAAAAUGAAAGAUUCCUUGUUUUCUCAGUUUAAAAAAAAACCUUGAAUAUCUCAUGACAUUUGUUAAAUAUGGACCAAUGCAGAAUCCUCAAAUCAAUUCUGAGAAACCAAAGUCCAUAAACGCGUUUAAAACUUAACUAACCAAUGUGCACUCAAAAAAUUGCCUCAUUGGGUGUAUUGUGAAUUUUGGGAGUUUUGGCAUGGCAGAAAUAAGACAAAUAUACAACAUAAUAAUUAAACUUACUCCUCAUUAGCACUAAUCAUUACUUGUUAAUUCUUACAAUGACAUUCAUGUGAUUCUUUUGUGAAGUAGUAAUUUUAAAUGGACUGAAACUACAUUUUUUGCAGAGAAUUCAGCUUCCUUACAGACCACAACAAACCAAAGUACCAGUCAAAUUCCAAGAUUUAUGGCUUUCUUGGCAAAUAAAAAGAAAACUGACGAACAUAAACCAGCUACACCAGGUAAAAAUGUUUCCCUCUUUCGUUUAAAAUUUAGUAAACAUGAGUUUGCAUCACAUUAUAUUGAAAUAAAUAAAUGUAGUAUACCCAGUUCUAAAUGCAUUUGAAGGUAUUUGACAUGACAAUUUUAACAGGAAAGAUUCAACUAAAAAAUUGUUACGUUAAAAGAAUGUUUUUGAUGUAUGAAAUGUUUUUCUUUGGCUCAAAGUACACCAGUUUUGCUUGCAGUCCAUAUUUUCCCCCGAGUUCAAUUUUAUAUUUAUAAAUAUAUUUUAUAAAUUUAUAUUUAAAAGUAAAUUUUAUCUUAUUAACUUAAUUAACAGGAUUUAGUUUAAAUCAAAGAAGCUGUUUGGACUUAAUUGAAAUAUUUUAAAAUAAGUUUUUCUUCAAUUAAUAUUCAUGUCACUGAAUCAAAAGUAUUUCUCUUGUGUAACAAAGGUAGCAAAAACUGGACUAAAAUUCAUAAAAAAGAAUUUUCAAAGUUUGACUCACUUGAUGUGUACCUGGAGAAGAAACAACAGAGAAUGGAAACAUUAACCGGUAGCGCUAAAAAGAUACCGCUUGCUAAAUCACCCAAAGUGAGUGGGGUGAGUAAAGAUGAGGUAUAAUUUAACGAGUUUUGUUUACCUGUAUAUGUAAAACAUAUUAAAAUUAUAUUUUGACUGGUCUCAUAUGAAAUACUGAAAAUGUACUCAUUAGGUAAUGGCGUCAGCGAGCCGUUGAGCUAAUACGUUGACCUCCCCAAAGCAAACAUCCCACCCCCAAAGCCAGAGCUAUAGGACUGAAAAGUAGCAUGUUGGAGAUCUCCCUUGUCAGGACAGCCCCGUCAGCACCCACUCGAUCGAGUACCAAUGGAGGCUACUCCAGCCGAAGGACAUUUGGUCGGCUGGUGAUGUUGCUCUCACAUGGUCGAAAUGGUUUUAAUACGUCCUAAAAUCUUCCCCCGCCCACCCCGGGGAAGCGUCAGAUUUGUCUGCCAACAUAGGCUCAAGCAAUGGUGGUUUUGUUCAUAUGACAAACACAUCUCCCUCUCUCUUUAUAUAUAUCACACCUGUUUACUCUUAUUUUAAGAUGUCUUUUAUCAUUUAUUGUAUGCUGAGACCUGUCAGAGUUUUAAAAAGUUUAAACAAAUAUAUUCCUGUGGUUUUUACCAUUUAAAAUAAAUAAAUUAUUUCAGUUGUUAGUUUUAGCUCAUUUCUACACCCGGCAGUGAAUGGACAGAAGUACGAUGGCUGUGGACAUCCUUAAUUAUAUUACUUAUGCACUGAGAGGGAGAUGUUGACAUGGAAGCAUAUGGGUGUGCAUGGGAAGGGUAGGGGAGGUGUCUAAAUAUUUUUAAAAUACCAUCAUGUUUUGUAAUGAUCAUGAUAUUGUUGCUUUCUGUUUUCACAAUGAACUCGAUAGAUACAGCAACAGUAAUAUUUAGUAUAGUCGCCCUAAUAACAAAUUUAGUAAACAUUCACUUUUGUUUGCCUCGGUGCUGUAUGGUGUAAUUUUGUGACAGAAUUAUUUCAUUCAGCAGUGAUUGCGGAAAUAGCAAAAUCUACGGAUUUUUAAAAAAAAACUGCAUUUUCAACUGGACCCCACUGUAUUUUUAAUUUAUUAAAAAAAUUCUGGGAAGGGAGCUAGCCUCCUCCCAAACCCCACCCCUACUUUUGCUCAUGUGACUUGUGCGGGCGCCCUCAAUUUCUGCUCCCCCACCACACCUUCUCCUUCAUCAGUCAAAGUGGCAAACAGCGGGCAGCUUCUUAUUUACACUAAUGCACUGUAUAUAAAUAUAAAAACGUCAUUCAUCUACUUUGAGAAAUUACUAUUAUUAGACAUGCGAUGCUAAUAUUUAUUGUAUAUGUUAUACUGUAUGUUAAUUUAUUUACUAUUACAAUACGAUAGUGUACAAUUUAUGAUGGUAAAGUACUAUUCUGAGACCAUAAUAUUGUACUAUUUUGGAAGUUCCAGUGUAACCAGGUCUGAUAUCUAUAUAUAUUAUGUGUAUGUGUUAUAAUAAAAUAUCUGCUGCAGAAGUGUUCUAGAUUUUAAAAAUUUGGUAUAUUUAUAAUUUAUAGCAAUCUGUACAAGAAUUGUUAAAAACUGGUCUUCAGCUUAAAGAUGCAGUGAAAACAGAGGUCUUAAAUAUGUGUAGCUUUUGGCUCAAAUGUUGCCCCCAUAGAAUCAUUGAGGCUGCUAGAAGUUUAAGCCAUGUGGCUUACACAGUAUUUUAAAUGCAAAAUUCUUUUUAUGUUUUUGUUAUAUAAAUUACCAUUGUGGUAUUUUUAUGUUGCUGUGUAAUAGUAAGAAUACUAAGAAGUAAAAACUGUCAUUUUAAACAUAAGAAUCUUUUAUAUAAAUCUCGUGGACUACUUAUGAAGAUAUUUUUCUCACUUCUGCAAUUUGCAAUUCUAUUACUUUUGAUUGUAUAUUAAAUGUAAAGUACAACUUAUUUUCAGCCUAAAAUUGUUAAACCUGUGACCAAACCACUUGCACCAGUGAAACCUUUUGUACCUACAGUCACAUCCACAAGAAAUCUCAGCUUCAACUUUACUAAAACACCAUCAGGAAAAGGAAAUGCCAAUGAAAAAAUAGUCAAUCUGAAAACACCCAAAGAGGAUACCUUGGUUUUUUCAGCUAGAAAAUCUGGUGUACCUUCAAGUAAGCUAAAAAUAGCAUCUUUCACUUUCAUAUAUAUUUGUGAUUUUUUCUUUGCCUAGGAAAAUAAUGAUUAACACCAAUGGUAAUAUAAAUAGUUAAUAAUUUGAUGUAUGAAAGAUUUAUAAUAUUUAGUACUUUUUCUUAGGCAUAUCUAAUGGGGAUUGAUUUAUAAACUACUAAAAUGCUAUACAAAAUAUUUCUUUUUGUGACACCAGUAUAGAAUAAUUUUCUAUGUACCUGUGCCAUUGUGAGAUAAAAAUAGUAUUUAAAUAUAAAGUUUUUUUCAACUGACGCAAAAAUAAGCAAUAGAUCACGUAACUUAAGUAAAGGUGCAUAAGAUUGCACAAUUUUGAUUGACCACAACUGAAAGUCAAUCUAAAGUAGAAUUAUCUUGCAUAUAUAAUGGUACAGUUCUAUCUGCAAUAUCUUUGCCCUGCAGUGUUUAAAUUUAUUUUUAAAAUUAAAACAAUGCAGUUUUCUUAGCUUAACAAACAUUUUGUUUUCUCCAUAGCAACACCUUUCAAGUUUACUGGGAACAGUACCACCCUCAAUGCUUCAGUGGCAUCUCAGAAAAAGACUUUUGACCUUAAAGCCAGUCUGGCCAAGCCUUUGACCUGGAGGCCUCACACUGGAAAACUGCAGCCGCUGGACGUCAACAAGACAUUGACCACCACUGCAAAGCCAGUGGUGUCUCAGGACUUCAGAAAAACCAGACAAUCAAGGCAAGCUUUGGCAUCUAAGUCAAGGCCAACACAAGCUAAGUAAGAAAUUUGAUUGUUCUGUUUUGUGCAAAAACAUAUAAGUAUAAGAGUAUAAAUUACAGGGAUAACUUAAAAAUUUCAAUUCUGUAAUGUAGAAAUUGUGAUAAAAGCUAUUAUUUAUUCUUUCCUAGUUCAUUUUUGUCACUUGUUCAUUUCAGAGAUGUACGACGUGUUCAACAGCUAGACAGACGUAACAAUCAGAAGUAUAUUGACAUGAUGAAACGGAGGGGAUUAAUGUCAUAAAUGCUUGUAAUGUACUUUUUACCCCGCAAAAAUGUAUUAUUCUUUUAGAGAUUUCUUUCUUAGGCAGCCUAAAUCGUGUAUAUAGUCUGGAGGGAGGGGGUGGGAAUCAUGAGUUUAUAUCACUUUUGUUUUUAUUGACAGUCGUUAUAUAAUACUUGUUUUUCUUUCAUAAUUUCCUUUGGCUGCAGUAAACGUAAGUGUAAAACAACUUGGUCAUGGAAUGUCAUUAUACUAUACAUUAAAAUAUCAUAGUUUUGUGAGUAUCUUUUAAUUGUCCCGUCUUUUUUUUUAUAUAAGCCCGAAAAUAUCUUGUUCCAGUUUCCUAGGUAUAAUUUUUUUUUUACUACUGAAAUGACAUUGUUUUUUUAAAAAACAAAAUAUCUGUCAUCCUAACAACUUAAAAUAUUAUUUUUUUAAAAUUAUUCUUCCCUCAUUUAAAAAAUUUGAGUCGACCUAUCACGUUUAUGCUUCUUUCACACUGAGCUUUAAAUGACAGUUGUAUUUGUAGAAUAUAAAACCCAAGAUGAUCUUGAUAUACCUUUUUAGAGUUUAUAAACUGCACAAGUACGGUAUUCUGAGUUCUUGAAGUGAAUCCAAAACACUAAAUAUUCCCUAAUUUAUGUUCAGAGUUGCAUUUCAUAGAUUCUCCAAUCCGUUUCUCAGCCAUAAUUUUUUUUGUGUAUAGAAAGGAUCAACAUACUAAUUACUAGUUCCAAGGUGGCAGAUUUCUUUAAAAUUCAGGGAAUAGCUGAUGUGAAUGUAUUGACAGAAAAUACUUUGGUUUUAAAUGGCAUCACUGGUGGGAAGAAUGAGCAUCGUUGUAUUAGUGUUACAGCUGUUAUUUCAAACAUAUUUGUAUAAUCCCUUUAGCGCCCAGUAACAUUGCAAUGUUGUCUGUUAUUACAUUGGUUUUUGUUUUUUUGUUUUAAAAAAAUGUGGCCUAAAAAUGUGUUAGGUUUAGCUAUGAUUGAAUAUGUUGUUUUAUAAAUGUGGGAUUGUUGGCGUCCUUAGUGCAGGACCAAUUGUUUUUUUCACACACUCAUUUAUGUAAUUUAUCAACAGACACGGGCAAAUAUUUUUGUGUGCUGUCAUUACUGUCAAAUCAGAGUUUGGGAGUUUUACCAAAAAAAAAGAAAGGAAGAAAAUAGAUUUCACAAAGAUUUUCUCGGACUCAACUUUUAACAAAAAUCUCCUAAAUGAGAUUUCUUGAACAUUGUGGGAUAUGAAACAUACCAACCAUUAUUUCAUAUAUUCUUAUGGAGAUGUCGACUUAAGUACUUCAUGGAAAAGUUGUUUUUUUCCCCUGUCUUUUUUAUAGCCAAAAAAGAAAUCCUACCCCCACAGCCCUGCUUUACAAAUUGCUGAUGAUCCUUUCUGUAUUCUGAAACCUUCAUUUUCUGAGCUGUAUCUGUCUUCACUAUCACAUCUGUCAUGCAUUCAUUCAAUAAUUUAAACUUAAACCCAGUGUGUUUGUACCAGUACGGAAGUUUGACUUGUUAGUAAUUGUUAGUGAAGACAAAUCUAAUACAGAAAUCUGGUACACACUGACAGAGUUCUUGUUUUAUUUUAUGUAUUCAUUUUUUCACAUACUAAUACUAAUAUAAUAAUCUAAAUAUUCCCCGUAGUCUUCAACUUUACUAGGUAC
Molecule: messenger RNA, 10412 nt
Organism: Lymnaea stagnalis (great pond snail)
Lineage: Eukaryota; Metazoa; Mollusca; Gastropoda; Lymnaeidae
Source: the annotation of a GenBank genome assembly